Molecule: messenger RNA, 7338 nt
Organism: Syngnathoides biaculeatus (alligator pipefish)
Lineage: Eukaryota; Metazoa; Chordata; Actinopteri; Syngnathiformes; Syngnathidae
Gene: focad
Product: focadhesin
Exons: 46
Coding region: 1431-6989 (1852 amino acids)
Biological process (GO): regulation of post-transcriptional gene silencing
Source: RefSeq, a predicted model, not a curated record
UCUAAAGUCGGUGGCCUACAUUUUCUUUUACUGUGCAAUUACAAGAUUGAAAAAAUCCCAUUGAAAUGAUCAAACUUUCACAAACAGAUGCUUCUCUCAUGGUCUUUAAUAUAUAAACAUAACUUCUCUCCGCACAGAUAUUACAUAUGGAAUAACAAAGACAUAACAUACGGAAACAAAUCCUUAUUUUACCCUGCCUGGUUUUCUCAUAAUAUACGACUGGUUCACCAGCUGUUUGAUUCCGAUGGCUUGCUGUUUACUUAUGAAGAAUUUAUUUCAAAACACAAUGUGUUAAUCCCUACGGACGAAUUUAAGAUAAUCAUUAAUGCAAUUCCUGCUGGUGUCUCUUUGCUAUUUAGAAGCCCAGCGGACCAAAUACCAGCUCCUUUGCAUCUUGAUCCAUCUAAAAGCGAAGUAGGCAGGAUUUGUUUCUCGAGAACACGUAAAAACAAUCGUUCCAUACGUGCUUUAUUUCAACGGGACAUAGUGUCUCUUCCUCACAUAACAUCUUAUUGGAAUCAAUUAUUACAUAAUCUUGACUGGAAAAGAAUCUGGAUCUUACCAACUAGAUAUAUGAUUAACAACAAAAUAAAAGAAGUAUCUUUUAAGUUAAUUCAUCAAAUUUAUCCUUCCAAAAUAUUUAUUUUACAGCGUUUUAAAAAACAAAUUGAUAGUGAUUGCUCUUUCUCUUCAAACUGCCCUGAAGAAAAUGUUUCACUCAUUUUGGUCUUGCCCUGUCUCCAAUAAUUUCUGGAAAGAUGUUUGUAUUUUUAUUUCUACUUUUAUUGACAACAGUUUUACUCUUUGUUUUGAAAAUAUACUGUUUGGUUUCACGUCUUUUACCUCGUCUAAAAACAGACACUAUUAUAUGAUUAAUCUUAUAAUUUUACUAGCUAAAUUUCAUAUUCAUAAACGUAGGUGUAUAAAUAAAAAUCCUUGUUUUAUUUUCUUCCAAAAUGAAACUAGACAGUAUAUUCAUACCAUUAAGAAUUCUUUGAACGCUAAAAAGCCAUUAAAACGGUAAAUUUGUGUAGUUUAUUUCAUGUUUUUCUGUAGAAUGUAAUCUUGUCUUUGACCCCCCCUGGCAAAUUGUCUUCUGCGUUGAAUUGUUUUGUUCUGUUUAAUGUUCAAUAAAGAAAAAAAAAAAACCACGUAAUCGGAAAGUUGUCGGCGCCGCCUUGUGGACACAGUCUUGAAGUCUUUUUUUUUUUUUUUUAAAGACUUGUCUAAAAACAUAAACAUGAUACUGUACAUGGUCUAAAAAAAAAAAAAAAUCUAUUGAAUUACAGUGUGUGUGUAUUUGUCCGUUGUCAGACUAAAGUGCAGCUUUCAGAAGGGCCAAAUGAAUAUUCAAAAAUCAACCGAAAGGAACAAGGAGAGUUUAACUCACAAGUGGGCGUUGAACACAAGGGCGAAGGGACUGCACGCGGAUGAACCUGUGCAAAUUUUGGCCCAUGGUGCCCACCGUACUUCCUUGCCCGAGCGAAUCUGUGGACGAGGAGACAGGGAUCGUCUUUCAAAGGCCUCGCCGUUGUGUACCUCAAGCGCCGCCGUCCUCGGAAUCUUUGCGCGGGGCGACAGGCACGAUGGAGGCCUUAAAGAUGCGACUUGACUUCCCGAGCACCAUCAUACAAGCCCAGGCGGUGCGAAGGCUCGUUGCUGCCGUGCUUAAAGAGAAAGGCCAGAGUGGACAGAUCAGCCAUUCGGUCACACAGGGCUCUGCGCUGGAGACUCUCUGGGAGCAGUGCUGCAGCGACUGCGCUGCGGUGCGUUCGGUCUGCUGUGAUGCCGUCGUGCUGCUGGUGGAUCAAGGCCACGCCGACCUGCACCAAGUCCUGAACGUCGUCCUUAACUUGCUGCCGUCUGCGAGGAACAUGCAGGGUCUAGUUAAAAUCGUGGGGAUGCUGCUACAGAUGCAGGCGGACCGCCGAGACCGGGACGCGGACUUCGCUUGUCCUUACGGCAUCAGGCGAAAUCCCCACCCAUACAUAACAGCAUUGGAGAACCGUCCGGACUGCUGGACUGCCAUCCUCUCAGCGAUCGAUGACUUUACUCAGCUGGCUGUUGACAGAAACGAACGGGCCUACAUCGCCGCGCUGGUCCCCUUCCUACGGUACCUCUACUGCCAACCCGAGAGGCGGCCCGAGCACAGCCUCCUCCGACAGGGUCUCCUUCGGACGUUGCUUCCCGCUGACCCGGUCGGCGUCCCUGACGCGCAGAACGAGAGCCCGCCGGCGUCCGACAUCUUGCUCCGAUGCCUCUGCCAGCUGGCGCCGCGCAUACCGGUGGACUGUGUGGAGGCGGUGCUGGAGCUGCACUGGUUCGUCCGGGCUCUGCUUCCCAGCCUGUCCACAAAGCGCAAAGAGCCUUGGACGAGCGAGCGAGCCCGCCUCCUGAUCCAGCUGCUCUGCGCCUGCCAGCGCUGCCUCCGCUGCAACGGAGACUGUCGGCCUCUCGUCGCCUCCAUGACGCAGCUCAUCCCGACUUCCCCGGAGGAGCUGUCUUUGGAUGAGCUGUUAAUGGGCGUGGCCUUGCUCCUUUUGGAGGCCCCCGCAGCACAACAGAGUAGCCUACUCCGUCUAGUGCUAACUGUCGUGCCCGAGGACACGGAGGCGUCGCACUGGUUGAGCCCCGUCCUGGUUCUUCCCGUGCUGCAGCUCCUGUCCUGUUCGGAUCUCACCGAGCCGCUGGCGGAGCGCCACACGCACAACCUCAACCAGAAGCUGGCUCAGAGUGUGCUGAAUAGGGUCGGCGGGCAGACCGCGACCCCCCACCAGUCUGGUCUACCGGAGCCACUUGUUCUCACUCCCUGGUUCAGUGAACUGAGAGCAGCCGUGUCCACGCUGCGUCGGGCGGUCGACCGCCCGUCGGUGGCCGUCGACUGGCUCCUCUCGCUCGCCUCGGCUCUGUCGUCAAAGCGGCGCCUGCCGAGCUGCCUCGCCCUCAUUGUCAGCCACCUCCUCCUCACGGGUCCGGAUGACGUGUGCCGGUUGGCUCUGGACGCCGUACGGGCCAUCGCGAACGCCGACCCGCACCAGGCGCCGUCCCUCCUUCCAGUGCUGCUGUUCAAGCUGGGGAAAGAAAAGAAUCCACUCCUGUCUCACGCGGUGCUCGACUGCCUGCCAAACCUCGGGACCCACAAGCUGUGUGUGCCCGCGGUGCUGCGGACUCUCGGCACGCUCGCCGGCAACCUUAAACUCAACGCGGCGGCCAUGCGACUCACAACCACUCUUUGGAAGAAACAGGACCGAGUUUACCCCGAGCUUCAGCAACUGAUGGCUCAGCAGGACAACAGGGUGGUGAUGGGGAAGGAAACCCAGUGGGAGCGGGUGCUGGCCCGAGCGGCCUGUCUUCGAGACAUCUGCCGGGAGAGGCCUUACCAGCACGGAAGUGACAUGUUGGCCGCCAUCGUGUUGACCCUGAAGCAGUGCGUCAGGCCUGACCAGACGACCCCUGCAGUGCUUGCCCUGCAAGGACUUCAGGAGCUGUGCCGUGCAGAGGUAGUGGACAUUGUGUCGACAUGGAGAAGUCUCGGACCAGAGCUCAGGUGUGACACCCGUCCACUGAUGAUCAAGACCGUCUCUCAGCUUCUGGCUCUGGUUCCCCAACUCGGCGUCAAGUCUGAGGAAUAUGAGAAACUAAAGGAAGAAGCGGUCAGCCUUCUGUGGAAUUAUGCUGUUAACAAGGAUCCAGAGGUGGCCAGCUGUGGUUUUCAGGCCUUGGCAGACUUCCCAGAAGUGGUUCACACUAUAAAUCAUCUCCCCGAGGCAGCCAGGCCUGCCGUGGAGCCGCCUGAGCUCGAGGAUGACGAGCAGGCUGGGGAGGAGGAAGAGAAAGACCUGUCAGUCACGGGUUCAUCGUAUGUAAAGUUGCUGACUCUCACCCCGUCGCCUGCUUUCCCAGGAUUGGAGCGCUUCCUGUCUUCACUGGUCAAGCAGGAGAUGAGCCAGAUGCCGAGGGGGGUGUAUUUUUCCGCCCUGCGGGGGGCCGGCCUGCGUUCGGACCACGGUAAAACUAUGGCGGGAAUCCCGGCCUUCAUGCUCAAGUCCUACGAGAAGAACAAGCAGCCGGGGCUCAAGCAAGGACUGGCAGCCGGACUGUUGCUCUGCUAUGAGCUACCGCAUCAGACGGAUCGGGAGGGCCGCCCCAUCCAGCGCCACCUGCUCAGCCGCAGCCGUGCCUAUCAGCAAACCAUGACCGCUCUCAUUCACGAAGUGAACAUUCAGCCGUCCGAAUGGCACCACUCGCUGCUCCUCCCUCAGGCGUGGCAGGUUUUCAUGAACCGCACGUUCCACGCAGUCCUCGAGGGUCGACGUGCCGAUCUGGAAAUGCAGCACAAAAAAGAGCAAGAAGACCCAGAAGAGCUGCAGUACAAACAACACUGCGCCUGGCUUUGGGCCAGAGAUCACUUGACAAAUACCAUCAAGGGUGCAACAAAGGACAGUCCAGUUAUUCAAGGAAACUCCGUACUGGCUCUGAGUGGCCUAGCUGCCGUCCUGGCGAAAUACGAGCGCAACCUUCCUCCCGACGACGCCGGCUUCCGAGCUGGACCCGAGUUUGUGCCCACAAGCAGCUGGUUGGCAAUGGUGCUUGACACCCUGCUCAGCAUCAUCAGUAGCAGCUACAAGGCCAAAGGUCAAGUGUUUCCAUGGUACCUGCAUCGCUCUUAUUCGGGCGAGAACACCGCGAGCGCCAUCGCCCGUUCCUGCGCCAGCCUGGCGCUGUCCCCGCUGGUGCCGGCGCUGGUUCUGUGGCACCAAGACAGCGUGAAGCAGGUGGUGUCCGCGCUGUGCUCCGGCCUGCCCGGGUCGCCCGCCGCCGACGACUCUCAGGCCAUUCAGUUCCACUCUGGCCUUGCUCUCGGCAUGGUUCUGUCCGGCCUGCAUCAGCAGCGACUCAGUGACAUCCCACCUCAUAAGGACGCUGACCUCCUCCUCAAUGCAACGUCGGCUCUGGAAGCUUGCUCCUUCGACACCAACGCAGAGUACAAUACCGGCUGCGUGUUGGGACUGGGUCUGGUGCUUUCAGCUCUUUGCAGUGGCGGGCACACACACCAACACCCCCGUGUCACCCAAACACUGGACAAACUACUCGGCGCCCAGCAGGAUAGUGGUGGACAGGGACGCAUGCUGCAGGAGGUUUUGGCGUACUCUGUGGCCUGCGUUAGCGUCUCGGCCUUUAGCUGCGGCGUCAUCGAUGCUGGCAAGGCGGAUGAGGUGAUGAUUGCUCUGCGCACCUUGACGGAGGACAGCCAGCAGACCCCAGGCUUCUCCAUGGCGCUGGGCCUCGUGGUCCACGGCCUGUCUCUGGCCGGCCACGGCAAAGCGGAGGACCUGCAACCUCGGCUGCUGGCUGCCUGGGUUCAGAUUUUACUGAAGGAGGGUUGUCCCACCAUGCAGCGGCUGGCCGCUCUUCACGGACUGGUCGCUUUAGUGGGAUCUGAGAGUUACCUCAUUCAGCUCAAGAGCGAACUGGAGCUUUCCUCCAAUCAGCAGAGCCGACUUAACGAGGUCAUCCGGGCCGUCUUGCAGAUUGUAACCUUCUCAGGAGCGAUUGGUUUGCAGUCCAACUGUGCCUGCCUGCUGGGCCACUUGCAUUUGUCGCACAUGUUCAGCAGUCACAGUCACACAGCGGUGCCUCAGGAUUUUGGUUACCUCACUGAGAAAAGCGUCAUCAGGGCCAUCGUGGAUUUGCUCACGGAGGCGGGAAAGAAAGGCCCUGAGUUUGCACAUCCGAGUGUGGUGGAAACGGCACUGAAGCCUCUGGUCUCAGUCGGAACCGCCGUCCAGUACCCGCCCGUCAACUGGAGCGCCAUCUUGUCCCCUCUGAUGCGACUCAGCUUUGGUGAGGAGGUUCAGCAUCAAUGCGUGGCGCUGGCUGCAGCUCAAGCUCAGUAUUCCCAGAGCGCGUCGCUCUUUCUGGGUUCCUGGCUCUCCUCGCCUCUUGUGUACAGUCUCAGUUACCAAACACGGGACUUUUUGCACGAGAGCCUGUCCUCGUGGAUGAAACACGUCCCCGAAGACAAGCUCCAGUUCUUUGUGGGCACGCUCGGUCUGCAGAGCUUCGUGGAGGACCUCACACCUCAGCGUCUCUCCCUGCGACGCUCCCUGCUGCUGGGCCUUGCCCGAGCCAUGGGUGCCCCCAACCCCCCCAGCGCUUGCUGGACUGUCCUGCGUUCCACCACCGAGGAGAUCUUCAGCCUCCUGCCCGGCCAGAUAGCGGAUAGCGAAGUGGAAUUCUAUGUGGGAGUCGCCGAAUGUUUGUCCGAGAUGUCCGAUACGGAGAUUGACCGCAUUGCGAGUGUCACGGAGACACAGAUGGAGAAAACCUGCUUCGUCUUGGCCUACCUGGUAUCCCGGGGCAGAAUUCCACUCCUGGGUCUGAAUGACGUCAUCGCCAGCGUGCUCCGUGGUUGGCCGAGCCAGCGGGUGGGCUGGAUCCUCCUGCAGACUUUCUACCAGUGUCGAUUGGCUUCCAGUGUCAAUACAGGUGUUUCAAAACGAAUGGAGUGGCUGCUGGAAUUGAUGGGGCUCAUCCGGAACGUAGCCUACGGUGCCAGGACUGUCACGUGUGGGAACACCAAACUGGCCACAGACUUUCUGUUUCAAGUCUUUGCUGCCGCUGUCGUUUCCUGGGGCGACCACUACGUGCCCCUGCUGCUCGGGAUCAGACCCUGCUGGUUCCCGUGGCAACCAGCCUCAAAACCCGCAGCGCUCCCGCACGCCUUGUACGGCGCGGAGUUGCUGACGGAGCACGCUGUAUCGCAAUGCCUGCUGGGACUGCCUCACAGCUUGCCCCUGCUUCUCGACAAAGAACCGUGGAAUUGUCAGUCGCCCAAGUUCAUAGACUGGCUUCUCAGCAUCACAGAAGGACCUGAAGAAAGUUUGUCAGCCACGACAAUGGACGCGGUCCGAGCGGCUCUGUUGGCUCUGCAGUGCUCCCCCGAGUUCAAGAAGAAAUCGGUGUGGACCAGAGCGUAUGGCUGGUAGUCUCUGCUGAUGUCGUCUCUCCUUCAGUGACAGCCACACUGUGAGCGACGCUCCUGAGAAAACAAAAAAGUAUUUUGUUUCUCCCCCCCCCUCACCCAACUUUCACGGCGACUAAAGCUCCACUUACCUGAAGCAAGGAGAGACAGCGAGACCGCGAGAAUGAUCGGGCGGCGAAUGGGCGCAGAGGCUGUGGUAUUCCCCAAGCUAGACGCUUCUUGCUCUAUGAAAUGCGCAGCAUGGCAUAUAGUGAACCCUGAAACAAAUGUCAUUGUACCUCUUUGAGAUUGUACCCGUUUAUGAGCGAUUAUGACAGAACUCCAGAAUUGCAAUAAAAGCGAGCAUCAUGGCA